This is a messenger RNA of Diuraphis noxia (Russian wheat aphid), 406 nucleotides long. RefSeq names its product NADH dehydrogenase [ubiquinone] 1 alpha subcomplex subunit 7-like. Gene Ontology annotation, cellular component: respiratory chain complex I; mitochondrial inner membrane. Lineage: Eukaryota; Metazoa; Arthropoda; Insecta; Hemiptera; Aphididae. Gene Ontology annotation, biological process: ATP synthesis coupled electron transport; mitochondrial electron transport, NADH to ubiquinone. The record is from RefSeq and is a predicted model, not a curated record.
GAUAAGAAAAAAAUUUACGAACAUAAAAAUAAUUUUGCAAUUACGACAACGAUUGAACAGUCGAAAUUUUUUCAUUCGUUUAAGUAAUAAGUACUGAAUAUUGUCUAKUGACAAAAUGGCGAAUUGGAAUUCUUUAAUACCAUCCCAAUUCAAGCCAUCCGGUUUCAUUUCGGCUCUGCGAACAUUCUUAGGUGGAAGAAAUUUCAAGCCUAACAUAAGAAUGACUGAUGAAGUAUCAUCGGCCACUCAACCUCCACCUGAUGUUCCAGGAGGACCUAACCACACAGUUUUUAAUAAUUAUUAUUAUACACGUGAYAGCCGUAGAGAAGUUACACAACCAGUACUAGUUUUUGAAAAUAGUUCAAAACUUAUUGAAAAUUCAAAGUAAUUAUUUAUAUUUUAAAUU